AGCUAACGGCACAUACUCGGACAACCUAGCUAAAACGAGAGAUGGGGUAUUCGACCUGGAUUAUUCUGUGUUCCUGUAUCAUGCAAUCAUGUUUAUCAAAGUGUCCAGAAAAUGUGGAUAGUGAAAAUCAAUGUGGAAAUUCAGGAACGAAGUACCACUGUCAGUACGACGCCGGCUCCGAUACAACGACGGCUGUCUGUGUACGUGAAGUAAACUGCAGUGCAGGAACAUUCGCUGCUCUCAAUACAAUCGAGAAGCAAGUGACGUGCACGCCAUGCUCUCCAGAGAUGUACCAGCCCCGUGCCAAAAUCUCCACGGCUUUCACUCAGCCCAACUGUGACUACAGAAAAACUCCAUGUGAAGAAGGCGAACUACAAUGUGGAGGCGACUCCCCAUCACAGAACUUCCAGUGUAGAUGUGAUGAAAAUAAAGGAUAUAGACCUAAUCCCCAUGAAGGAUGUGACUGUUUUAUCAAGGACUCCAGUCACUGUGCAUGCCAGCAGCACCAAUGUAGACCUGGCGAAAAGUUAAGAGCAAAUUUCACUUGUGUACCAGUCAGUAAACCAACUAUGAAGCCCCCAGCAACUAAAACACCAGGGGCUACGGUAGCAGCUAUCAUCCUAGGGGUGCUGUUGGCUAUUGCUAUACUGAUCAUAAUAACUUUGGUCGUCAUACUACGAUAUAUGAACUCGGAUGUCUUUUCAGCAAAAAAGAGGACAGAACAAGCCAGUUGUGAAGUUAACUGAGCCAGAAGUCGAAGCAGGUCCCCCCCAGCGAUAUGGUGCAGUUCAGGAAAGAAAACAAGCGCGGAGAACACCUGUACAACAGAAUAAAGACGGUUUUCAUUGAAGCUGUUGACCCGAAGGCCCUCCUGUUACGGAUAGACUUUCGCGGCUUUAAUGAUGAACGACUGCAUCAGUAUAUCGAGAAACACGCCCGAGAAGACGGCGCCGUUGAGCUCCUGCUGACCGUGAAGAGACAAUUUCCCAAUGACUGGUUCCAGAAGCUAACGACAGCUUUACGGCAUGACAACAUUGGUCUGUCGCACACUGCUGAAGAAAUGGAAAAAAUCAGAAACAGAUUAUCCAGUGAAACAGCCGAAAUGCGAAACAGCGGAGAACGGGUCUCAACAACUGAGAAUCCAUAUUCCGAAGUACUUCCUUUACUGCCAACAGCUCCCCCGGGACAGGAACAUGAAACGGCGAACGUCUAGCAUGUGCGUUUACAUACUCUUGAUCGUUUAUCAGAUUUAUAAUUGACUUACCCUUGCAUGUGUUUGUGACGGAUGCCGCCGGUUAAAUAUAGUAUUAUCAAUGUAA
Molecule: messenger RNA, 1319 nt
Organism: Haliotis rubra (blacklip abalone)
Lineage: Eukaryota; Metazoa; Mollusca; Gastropoda; Lepetellida; Haliotidae
Exons: 9
Coding region: 779-1213 (144 amino acids)
Source: RefSeq, a predicted model, not a curated record